This is a messenger RNA of Glycine soja, 495 nucleotides long. RefSeq lists its product as uncharacterized. The coding region runs from base 1 to 495 and encodes 164 amino acids. NCBI's taxonomy places the organism in Eukaryota, Viridiplantae, Streptophyta, Magnoliopsida, Fabales, Fabaceae. The record is from RefSeq and is a predicted model, not a curated record. The transcript has 2 exons.
AUGGAGAGGAACCUGGUGUUUGCUACCCGUGAUGAUGUUUUCAAUUGGGCUCACUCUGUUGUGUAUGAUAUUGGUUUUGUGGCGGUGAUAAUGAGGUCAGACACAAAUAUUGGAAAUAGAGGAAGGAUCUCAUAUGUUUUAAUUGGUUAUGAGAGGAGUGGAAAAUACAGGGCAUACAAGAAAGAUUUAGUACAAACAGUUACUGCUAGUAAAAAAUGUGGAUGUCUCUCUAAGCUGCAAGUGAAACCAGUGUUGGGAGGUGAAUCAUGGAUAGUGAAGUUAAUAUGUGUGAGUCAUAAUCAUACAUUGACUAAGUCAUUAGUUGGACAUCCAUAUGUUGAUCAAUUGACCAAGGAUGAUAAGACUAUUAUUGGUGAUAUGACAAAGUCAAUGGUCAAACCAAAGAAUAUUCUUCUGACAUUGAAGGAGCACAAUGGCACUAGUUGUACAACAAUGAAGCAAGUAUACAAUGCAAGAUAUGAAAGACAUCUGUAA